Branchiostoma floridae (Florida lancelet) is the source of this 2492-nucleotide messenger RNA. Its product is annotated as TRIO and F-actin-binding protein-like. The transcript is spliced from 3 exons. The record is from RefSeq and is a predicted model, not a curated record. The coding region runs from base 628 to 2259 and encodes 543 amino acids. Lineage: Eukaryota; Metazoa; Chordata; Leptocardii; Amphioxiformes; Branchiostomatidae.
AUCGUGCGGCGAUUAUUAACUCAUAACCCUGGAGUGUCGGAGCGGCUCUAUACAGCAGUAUAAACAUACGGUGGGCGGACAGGGCACUUCUGCGGGCAAACAGGUCUGUAUAAAGGCACUACACAACCUGGGCAAGAGUCAGGAGACAAGUAACUGUUGCCUCGCGUCGCUGCCAUCAAAACGUCUUACAAAACGUCUAGGUCUUGAAAUCUUGCAAACUUUUUGGUACGUUCUCAUCUAUCAAAUCCAACUUGAGAUCUCCUCAACCUCUACUCAAACCCGGCCGGUAGGAAGAGGAAAACUGUGACAUCUAUCCGUGCCGUCGUCGCCGAAAACGUUUCACUUUAGAUCUUGCAAAAUUCUAAUCUAAAAGACGAAAUCUUCGCAGACUUUUCUCAAACCCAGGUGAGAGUCAGGGUUUAAACGAAGUGUAUCGGUUUCAAGUCGUCCUGAAAAACAUCGAAGUCUCCAGAUCUUGCAAACAUUGUAGGUGCGUAUUCAAUUCACGCCUGGUAGUCUCGUAACCGAACUUUCUUCAGAGACGCCAAAGUCUUCAACUUCUACAAAACGCAUACGUUUUCACGUCCAAGUGUAAACCUUUCAGGCAUCCUGCGAACCGUCGUACGAAUGUCUGCUAUGAGCUGGUCUGUGUGGGUCUUACUUCUGGCUGUGACAGCGAGCUGUCAGGCUGCACCCAGUGUGGUCUCUGAUAACGAGAGUCUCGUGAGAAAUGGCGAGAUAGAUUUGGACGACCGCAUUUCACCUGUGGGGUGGACAGGUGUCGUAGAUGUGCUGCCACCUGACCUGGCACCCCUGCAAAACAAUGCUGAUUCAUUCAGUGUACCAAAGAGGCAGCAAAACCCACGCGACCCAAUCCGGAACGGAAAGAGGCAGGACAACCCACUGGAUCCAAUCCGGAACGGAAAGAGACAGGACAGCCCAUUGGAUCCAAUCCGGAACGGAAAGAGGCGGGACAACCCACUAGAUCCAAUCCGGAACGGAAAGAGACAGGACAACCCACUAGAUCCAAUCCGGAACGGAAAGAGACAGGACAACCCACUAGAUCCAAUCCGGAACGGAAAGAGGCAGCGCAACCCGCUUGACCCAAUCCUGAACGGAAAGAGGCAGCAAAACCCACUCGACUCAAUCCGAAACGGCAAGAGGCAGCAAAACCCACUCGACCCGAUCCGGAACGGCAAGAGGCAGCAAAACCCACUCGACCCGAUCCGGAACGAAAAGAGGCAGCAAAACCCACUCGACCCGAUCCGGAACGGAAAGAGGCAGCAAAACCCACUCGACCCAAUCCGGAACGGAAAGAGGCAGCAAAACCCACUCGACCCGAUCCGGAACGGAAAGAGGCAGCAAAAUCCACUCGACCCAAUCCGGAACGGAAAGAGGCAGCAAAACCCACUCGACCCAAUCCGAAACGGCAAGAGGCAGCAAAACCCACUCGACCCGAUCCGGAACGGAAAGAGGCAGCAAAACCCACUCGACCCAAUCCGGAACGGAAAGAGGCAGCAAAACCCACUCGACCCGAUCCGGAACGGAAAGAGGCAGCAAAAUCCACUCGACCCAAUCCGGAACGGAAAGAGGCAGCAAAACCCACUCGACCCAAUCCGGAACGGAAAGAGGCAGCAAAACCCACUCGACCCAAUCCGGAACGGAAAGAGGCAGGACAACCCACUCGACCCAAUCCGGAACGGAAAGAGGCAGCAAAACCCACUCGACCCAAUCCGGAACGGAAAGAGGCAGCAAAACCCACUCGACCCAAUCCGGAACGGAAAGAGGCAGCAAAACCCACUCGACCCAAUCCGGAACGGAAAGAGACAGGACAACCCACUCGACCCAAUCCGGAACGGAAAGAGGCAGGACAACCCACUCGACCCAAUCCGGAACGGAAAGAGGCAGCAAAACCCACUCGACCCAAUCCGGAACGGAAAGAGACAGGACAACCCACUCGACCCAAUCCGGAACGGAAAGAGACAGGACAACCCACUCGACCCAAUUCGGAACGGAAAGAGGCAGCAAAACCCACUCGACCCGAUCCGGAACGGAAAGAGGCAGCAAAACCCACUCGACCCAAUCCGGAACGGCAAGAGGCAGCAAAACCCACUCGACCCAAUCCGGAACGGAAAGAGACAGGACAACCCACUCGACCCAAUCCGGAACGGCAAGAGGCAGCAAAACCCACUCGACCCAAUCCGGAACGGAAAGAGGCAGCAAAACCCACUCGACCCAAUCCGGAACGGCAAAAAGUAGAGAGGAAAUCUAAAAAGAAUCUCACCUGAAGAGUCUGGAAAUACUUAAUGCAGCAAAAGUGAAUUCCUGUAGUUGAAAGAAGCAAAAGAUAUGUUUAUCAUGAUUUGCUGCUAAACAUAAUUUCGAUGCGAUUGUAAUGAUCCAGCAUAUAUGAAAACCUAACCUGCAAUUCUGCUUCCAUGUCCAAAGCUACGUAUUUUUUGUGCAUUCAAUAAAGUAAAGGCGAAAAAGAA